Thermothielavioides terrestris NRRL 8126 is the source of this 1767-nucleotide messenger RNA. RefSeq lists its product as uncharacterized. The coding region runs from base 1 to 1767 and encodes 588 amino acids. The transcript has 6 exons. The record is from RefSeq and is a predicted model, not a curated record. NCBI's taxonomy places the organism in Eukaryota, Fungi, Ascomycota, Sordariomycetes, Sordariales, Chaetomiaceae.
AUGGUCACUGUCAACGCCAACGACUCCGGAUCCUACUCGCGGCACUGGGGGACAGACCGGCAUAUACUGGACCAUGAUGCUCUCCGCAUAUGGUAUGCGCUGUAUCCGUAUCAGAGGACGGCUUUCCACUGGGCCGCCGGGGGCUUCGGGGAGACACUGACGGCGACGCAGACUGUGGCCAGGGCGCUGCGUGAGCAAUGCAACAUCCACUUCGAGAGCUUCUUUCUUGCCAUACACCAGGGCAAGGGGAACUUUCUCUGCUUCUCCGGACCCCACACCAUUUCGGAGGAAGACAUUCGCCAGAUAUUCCGGAGAGAAAAAUUCCUCCAGUUUCAGAACCUGGCCUCGCCAAGGGAGCGCCUUUCGCGGACACACGAGGAUGACGACUAUCAAGAUACAAAUGACGGGCGGUACGUCGACGACCAGUGGGCGCCGCAACCGAAGCGCAGGAAGCGAACGCGGAGGCCGGGGGCGGCACGGGGAAACGUGGACGACGAUGUGGCUCCCAUCGUCGUUAGCUCCAGGAGAGCCAUCGAGAUUGGCGACUCGGAAGCCGUGCGGCAAUACUACGAACAGUGCUUCAAGUGCCUCCAGCAGACGGCCUGCAAGAUCAUCGCCAAGUACAUCAUCAAGCUGAUCGCGCCCAAAAAGCAGGCCAACAACCCGUACACUCGAGGCGACGCCACCGCCCCCGCGUGGUGGCCGAAGCCCUGGGGCACGGGCGAGAAGGACAAGGUCCGCCAUGUCGAGCCGGACCAUCAGUGGAAGAAAGAGCGCAUCUAUCUCCUGACACACAUCAUAAAGUUGGUCGUCGACCCCGAAAAGCAGCCGCCUGAGAUGCGGAGGCUGGGCAUCAACGUGGCGAAGCUCGAGACCGUCGCGAUGGAGUCUCUGUCGAGUUUCUUCGAAGACCCAAGCAAACCCAAAAAUGAGCAGAAGAAGUAUAUCCUCAAGGAGCUCUUCAAGCUUGCCAAGAUGGAAGAGAAGUAUCUGAGGAACGAAAUAGAUGGGACUACCCAGGUCUUCGUCCCGGCGGACGAUAUGCUCAUGAACUAUUACUUUGACGAGGACGACAAGGAGGAGGACGAGGGAGACAUCGGCGAGCUCAAGGCAGAGCGCGCCCGCACAGACUCGCUCGCUUCCUCGGGCCCCUCGCCUGGAAAUGCCAUGCUGGCAUCGCUGCCGCCGCCGAGCACCAACGCCCUGACCGCCGAAUUGCAAGCCACGUCGUUUCUGCACAACUCCGCCGCCGUCCGCAACCACCAAUACGGCGCGCCGGCCAUGAUCCCGUCCGAUCUCGCCCCGGAGCAGUAUGCGUUCUCUAACGCCGCCGGCGGCUUAGCUACCACCAUGGCCGGCCCGACACCGCCCCCGCUGCAGCCGCACACCACGGCGGCCGCGCUGCAGCUGCACCAGCUGCUGGGCAGCCCGCUCCACCACCAGCACCAGCAGCCCCAUCACGACAGCGCCAACCGACGCUCGCCGCUCUUCGCCGCCCCGACCACCGAGUUCAGCGCCUCGCCCACGACCGCCUUGUACCACAACAGCCCCUGGGAGACGCAGUCCUCGCCGGCGCAGGACACGCCCAGCACGACGGCCGCCAGCAGCAACACCAGCAGCAGCAACACCAGCAGCAGCAACACGCUCAACGACAACCCAGUCAUCAGCAGCACCAGCAGCAGCAGCAGCACACCCAGCAGCAGGGCUUGUUUUGAAAGCGGUGGGAAUAUGCAGCAGCUACAGGCGCAGCCGGUUCAGCAGCGGUAG